AUAAUCAAUAGUAUCAACUUAAAGGCAAAGCGAAAAUAUUUAAAGAAAUCGCUUACACUCAUCCAAAUCUAUGAAAAAGCAAUAAUAUAUUUUUAUCAAUAUUACAAUCAGUUUUAUGACAAAAAACAAAAGUGAUUGAUUCGUAUGUAAAUAAAAUCACACCAAAUAUUUUCGUAAAAACUAAACGCCAACCCAGUCGAAUGACGUGUUUUACUCUGAUCCCAGGCAAAUGAAAAAAUAAAUGCCUGCCCCACAGACCCACAAAAGUCGUAUGUAAAAAUUCGAUCCGCUUACAUUUGAUGGCCCCGUGACGAAUGUAAAACAGCCAUGAAAAUGCUGAGCCCAAAACACGGCCCAUAAACGGAAAAUGGAGAGCGGGCCAUUAAAAGGUUUGGCCCUCGUGCUGGAAGUCAGGCCUAAAGUCCGUUCGGUUUAUGGCCAAUUAGAGAGCGCCUCAUUUGCAUCGGUCUUGGCAUGGCCAAAUGCGAAUGUCUCCUCGCUGCGGGCCUGGUUCCAUUGAUGCUGACCGGCUGCCUGGUGGCCACUUGGACUUGGAGGUGUUUGUACAAAGAAUUCCCAGUGGACGUUGAAAAGAUCAAGGGCGGCUGGUAUGUUUAUGCGACUAGUCCUGGGAAAAUUAAGGUCUGCUACUUUGAAGAGCUGGAUCUGUAUUGGACAAGGAUCACACAAACAGACUUUACAAAUUAUGCCGUGGAACUGCACUGUUCCUUGCCUUGGAUGCGUCAUCAGAUGGCGAUUUAUACCCGGAAAGCAAUCCCGAGUGAAAAGACUCUCAAUGAUAUAGCCUCGUACCUCAAGACAGUGGAUCUGACAAUCAAAAACUUUAGCCUAAUCCGGCAGAAAAAGGACUGUCGGUCGAAGAAGCCUCCGAUCAUGCAACGCUGGCAUUUGUCCCGAUAUCUGUACAUGGAUUAUAAUCCGGUUUAUGUCAAGCCCUUGGUGGAGAACGCGAACAUCUGAGCCAGCUAUUGUGCGGCAUCUCUCCUCUCCAACGGGCCACUUUCUUUACCCCGAAAUUUACAUAUGCCAAAUUUGGUACAAAUAUGCGAAUGUCAUACCAUCGACUGUCGCAUAACACAGACCGAGCGAUCAAGAAAUCCGAAGUGGCGAUACCCUUCGCAAUAAAAAGUUUGGAGUUUCUCGCACAGAAA
Molecule: messenger RNA, 1172 nt
Organism: Drosophila teissieri
Lineage: Eukaryota; Metazoa; Arthropoda; Insecta; Diptera; Drosophilidae
Exons: 3
Coding region: 475-981 (168 amino acids)
Source: RefSeq, a predicted model, not a curated record